GUCUCUCUGUAGGGGGCUAAAUGAGGGGAUACACUUCUCUCAGUCUCUCUGGGCGAGUGGAGGUGAACACAUCGUGUACAGCGAGGAGGGAGAUGGAAAUCUGUCUGACUUUAAUUCUUCUCUCAUCCACACUCACACUCACAGCAGCUGACAGUGUGAGGUUGGUGAAUGGUGGAAGUCGCUGUGCUGGGAGAGUGGAGGUUCUUCAUGAUGGACAGUGGGGAACAGUGUGUAAUUUUGCCUGGGAUAUGAAAGAUGCUGCAGUGGUGUGUAGAGAGCUGCGCUGUGGGGAGCCUGUAGAUAUUCGUUAUUGGGCUGACACACAAGGGGGACAUUUCUGUUUUCAUAAUAUUGAUGCUGGAGUCACUUGUUCAGGUAAACUAUUACACACUGCUGGACCUCACCGGUGCUCUGGGAGAGUGGAGGUGUUUCUUGGACGUUCCAGGUCCACAGUGUGUGAUGCUGACUUUGACCAGCAGGAUGCAGAGGUUGUGUGUCGAGAGCUGGGCUGUGGGAUUCCUGUGAAUGUUUUGGAAUCAGCUGCUUUUGGCCGAGGGGAGGGUCAGGUGUGGACAGAGGAGCUUCAGUGUAGAGGAAACGAAUAUGAGAUUUACUGUCCAUCAUCAUCUUCACUCAAACACUCAACAUGUUCCCAUGACAACGAUCUCUCGGCUGUUUGUUCAGGUUACACAGAGGCGAGGCUGGUGAACGGACCGGACUCCUGUUCUGGUCGAGUGGAGCUCCUGUACCUCGGUGUGUGGGGCACAGUUUGUGCUGUAAGCUGGGAUAUGAGAGCUGCAGAUGUUCUGUGUGCACAGCUGGAUUGUGGGAGUGCUGUGGCUGUGGUGGUGGUGGGCUGGUUUGGGGGGGGCAGUGACCACAUGUGGGCUGAUGUGUUUGAUUGUCAGGGGAAGGAGACACACCUAUCACAAUGUGGCAUCUCAUCAUGGAGUCGAGCUGCAUGCACUCAUAAACAUGAUGCUGGAGUCAUCUGUAAUGGAUCCUCUGUGGCACUUCAUGAGAGGCGAGUGUGGUUGUCUGGAGGGAGCGAGUGUCAGGGGGAGGUGGAGAUUUAUUUCAGGCAGGACUGGAGGAGAGUUCUCCUGGACUCAUGGAGUCUGUCUGAGGCAUCUGUGCUCUGCAGACAGCUGGGCUGUGGCUCUGUGCAGAACUACCGCUCCUCUCCAUCCACCACUGAACACAAACACAUGUGUGUAACAGGUUUCAGCUGCUCUGGGAGUGAAGAACAUCUGAGGAACUGCAGCAGUGCACAAGCUAAACAUGUCAACUGCAGCUCCGUGGAACAGCUCUACAUCCCCUGCUCAGGUAAACAUAAUCCAGUCCGAGAUUCCAUCAGGCUGGUUGGUUCUGGUGGAGACUGUGCAGGAAGGCUGGAGGUUUUCCACAGCGGCUCGUGGGGGACUGUGUGUCAUGACUCGUGGGGUAUUGAGGAUGUUCAGGUGGUGUGCAGACAGCUGCAGUGUGGAGAGGCCCUCAGUAACUACAUACCAGCCUGGUUUGGUCCUGGAACUGGGUCCAUAUGGCUGAAAGAGGUGGAGUGUGAGGGGAACGAGACGUCCCUGUGGAACUGCAGAUAUCAGCUGUGUGAAGAGGGUGAAUGUGGACACCAUGAGGACGUAGGAGUCGUCUGCUCAGAAUUUAAAGAUAUCCGACUCACGAAGGGCUGUGAGGGGAAUCUUGAAGUGUUCUACAAUGGAACCUGGGGUAAUGUGUGUCACAAUCAGAUGGCUGAUGAGCUAGAAACAGCAAAUAUGGUGUGUGGAGAGCUGAACUGUGGAAAACUCAAACGUUUGGUCUCAGAGAAAGCAAGAGAAAAAUUUGCUCCUAACUGGCUGGAUCAUGUGAAAUGUAGGAAACACGACUCUAAUCUGUUGCAGUGUCCAUCUUUACCCUGGGGAGAGAACAGAUGUGAUAAUGAAGUUGUUCAUAUUACCUGCACAGAAGAUGGAACGUCUCUACGUUCUCAAGGGACAUGCUCGUCAUUUCCUCUUCAGAAAUACUGCUCAAAACACUGGUCUCUCAGGCUGACUGGAGGAAAGGGAAGCUGCUCUGGGAGGUUGGAGGUGUAUCAUAACUCUACGUGGGGCUCCUUUUGUGAUGAUCAGUGGAACAUCAUGAACGCUCAGGUGGUGUGCAGACAGCUGGGCUGUGGGUCGGCGCUGAGUGCUGAUGAUCGGUUUGGUUCUGGUGAAGGGACUUUCUGGCUGAACAGAGUGAAGUGUCGAGGGGAUGAGAUUCACCUGUGGGACUGUCAUCAUUCCCUGAAGAAACACACUGACUGCUCUCCUGCUGGAGUCACCUGUGCAGACAUAUCCACUGUGUCCACUGCUACACCCACCACCACCACCACCACCACCACCAAACCAGGUGUGUAUUUAACUGGACCUCCAUCCUUCCCUCCACUGGUUCUCUAUGUGUUGGGAACGCUGCUCUUUCUGGCCUUAGUGCUUCUGCUGGUACUGUUUUACCAGAACAGAGUGCUCAGGAGAGGUACCACACUUUCACACAUUUUAUUAUUAUGUUAUUUAAAAUCUCAUUCUCAUAUUAUAAUUUAUACUCCUGAGGCAGUCUAUGAGGAGAUCAACCACAGAUACAUGGCUAGAAGAAGCUUCACACAAAGAGGAAGUCUCCUCUCUGAAGAACAGCAUUCUGGGUAUGAGCAUGUGGAUGAUGAGCUUCUCUCAGAGGAUGAAGCUGAGAAUUAUGAUGACGCCAUUACAGCUGAGCAGAAGUCAGUUAUACUGACAGAGGACGUGUCCGAGAACUAUGACGAUGCAGUUACCACUGAAACAAACACAAACAUCAUCACAGACAAUCCAGAAGAUUAUGAUGAUGUCAUCACUGAGGAACAGGAUGUAGGAGAGACAGAAGAAUAUGAUGACGUGGAGGAGAAAUCUCAGAAGGACAGGGACCAUGUGACUGAGACACAUCUCCAAAGGCCUUUUCUCAGGAAAUUACAUUUCAACUUUUAUAAACACAAAAAAUGACUUUAUUAUACUUACAAUAAUUUCAUUCAUUCUGAACCAUGUUCAUUUUCUCACCUUGUUAUUAGUAGAUAAAUUAGGGAGAGUUAAAUCACCUCCAUUAUUACUUAACAAAUGUUUCCAGCUUUCCUUUUACAACACAUUUAGUGCUAUAAGUCAUAGUGAGCUUAAAUAUCACUGACACACCACACCUCAUUUAUCACCAGUUUAUUCCAUCAAAAUCACUUUAAUGUUCAUUACAAUCUUUUGAUGAAACAACUGAUCUUAUCGUUCAUGUUGAUCUGAAAUUUGUGAAUCUGUUAUUCAGUGUUUUUAGAAAUGUGUUAAUUACAUUCCACUUGCCAGAAGAAACCUUGUUUAUUACAAUAUGUUAAAACUUGUUACGAGCCAGAAAUAUGGAACUGUCUUAAAUAGAUAAACAUUUUUCAUUCAA
This is a messenger RNA of Tachysurus fulvidraco (yellow catfish), 3438 nucleotides long. Its product is annotated as antigen WC1.1-like. The coding region runs from base 21 to 3008 and encodes 995 amino acids. The transcript has 17 exons. The record is from RefSeq and is a predicted model, not a curated record. NCBI's taxonomy places the organism in Eukaryota, Metazoa, Chordata, Actinopteri, Siluriformes, Bagridae. Gene Ontology annotation, cellular component: membrane.